AUGGAAUCGCUAACCGAGUUCCCCGAAUACAGCAAGACUUUCCUGGCCCGCCUGUGCGAGCAGGCCGAGCGCUACGAUGAGAUGGUCACCUACAUGAAGGAGGUCGCCAAGCUCGGCGGCGAGCUCACCGUUGACGAGCGCAACCUCCUCAGCGUCGCCUACAAGAACGUUGUUGGCACCCGCCGUGCCUCGUGGCGCAUCAUCUCCUCCAUCGAGCAGAAGGAGGAGUCCAAGGGCUCCGAGAAGCACGUCUCCACCAUCAAGGAGUACCGCAACAAGAUCGAGGCCGAGCUCGAGCAGGUCUGCCAGGAUGUCCUCAACGUCCUCGACGAGAGCCUCAUCCCCAACGCCGCCACCGGCGAGUCCAAGGUCUUCUACCACAAGAUGAAGGGUGACUACCACCGCUACCUCGCCGAGUUCGCCUCUGGCGAGAAGCGCAAGGUCGCUGCCACUGCCGCCCACGAGGCCUACAAGAACGCGACCGACGUCGCCCAGACCGACCUGACUCCUACUCACCCCAUUCGUCUGGGCCUCGCUCUCAACUUCUCCGUCUUCUACUACGAGAUCCUCAACUCCCCCGACCGUGCUUGCCACCUGGCCAAGCAGGCCUUCGACGAUGCCAUCGCCGAGCUUGACUCCCUCUCUGAGGAGUCUUACCGCGACAGCACUCUUAUCAUGCAGCUGCUGCGCGACAACCUGACCCUCUGGACCUCGUCCGACAGCGCCGAGGCCGAGGGCGCCGCCGACGCUCCCAAGAAGGAGGAGGGCGAGGCCCCCAAGCCCGCCGAGGAGGAGGCCAAGGCCGAGGAGCCCGCCCCCGCGGCCGCCUCUUAA
This is a messenger RNA of Purpureocillium lilacinum, 834 nucleotides long. RefSeq lists its product as uncharacterized. NCBI's taxonomy places the organism in Eukaryota, Fungi, Ascomycota, Sordariomycetes, Hypocreales, Ophiocordycipitaceae. Gene Ontology annotation, cellular component: cytoplasm. The record is from RefSeq and is a predicted model, not a curated record. Gene Ontology annotation, biological process: signal transduction; intracellular protein localization.